ACGGGAAGCUAAAAAAAAAUAAAAAAAAUCUUGUCAACUAAAGUGCUGGUGCUAAUCUCCAGCGUCACGUUUGUCGUGUUUUUCGUGUGCGGAGCCGCAGUUUUUUAGCGUGAAAACCCGCCGUGACGCGGAAACAUGGGCUGUUUCUUCUCCAAGAAAUCCAAGAGAAAGUCGGAGAAAGACGAUCGCACUCCGACGACGACCACCGUCGAAACGACGACGGGCAACGCGGUUCCCCUUGGCAACAACAGCGACGAAGCUCCGAAGCAAUACAGCUGGGACAAGCGAGAGAAGGUGGAUCCUAAAGACUACAUGCUGACGAAGCUCAAAGACAUGACGGUGGGUCGUCUUCCCGGGAAACUGAACGGGCAGCAGUUUGUCAUCCAGGAGUGUGAGAACUGCAACAUCUACGUGUUCGACCACGCGGCGACCAUCACCAUCGACGACUGUGUCAACUGCCGCGUGUUCCUGGGACCCGUGAAGGGCAGCGUGUUCUUCAGAGACUGUAAAGACAUCAAGUGUGUGGUGGCCUGUCAGCAGUUUCGCACGCGGGACUGUAAAAAGAUGGACGUGUUCCUGUCCUGCAGCACUCAGCCCAUCAUUGAGUCGUCCACGGGGAUGAAGUUCGGCUGCUUCCAGUACUACUACCCCGAGCUGGGCUUCCACUUCAAGGACGCCGGCCUGAGCAUCUUCAACAACAACUGGAGCAACAUCCACGACUUCACGCCCGUGUCCGGCGAGAACAACUGGAGCUUGUUGCCAGAGGCGUCGGCGGUCCUGGACUUCAUACCCGCGCCAGACUCGGAGUCCGAGUUCAAGUCUGUGCGGAUCUCCGCCGACGCGUCGCGCAGCAUCGUGCCUUUGACAAAGGGAGGGAGACGCAGGGACAGCGACGAGUCCUGUCUCUUUGUCUUCUUCGCCGGAGAAUACACGACCGCAAACGCCCGGAAAAUGAUUGACGAGGCGACUGCUAAAGGUUUCGUGUUGAUCCAGACUAAAGAAGUGUCCAUGAGACCUGAAGACGUGAAGAGGGUUUUCCAGAACAGUGCGGAUGAUUUGGUGGAGUGGAUCACCAAAGGUCCCGUGAUCGCACUGGAACUGAGUGGUGACGGAGUCGUAGAAGCCUGCAAGAAAAUCGCCAAUGAUGUCUUCAGUGGCACCAAGGUUUUUGUCUCCGACAACAAAAACACAUCGUCCCGGGAUGUCGACAACUUCUUCAACUUCGCAGACAUGCAGAUGGGCCUGUAAACGAUCGUGUUUCACAGAACAAGUGUACGAGUUUUCUAAAGCAGCCGCCGUCCAGUGGCGUUUUUGUUUUUUUCAUUCUCCAGAAACAAAGUAGGUGUGAAUGUUUGAAUGUAAAGAUUGAUUUGCUGUAAACAUCGUGACUUUGCUGCUGCUGAUGCUGUGAAUAUUUAUAUUAUUCUAUGAAUGUAUUUGAUUUGGAAGCUUUUAUUGAUCGUGAAUGUAGUCGUUUGCUGUAAAUGUCGGGUUCGUUUGAGUUGGUGGGAAAAAAAAACAAAAAACCCACACACACAAGCACAAGAGAGAAAUAUUUUGUAUUUAUAUAAAUGUGUGAGGAUUUAUCCAUGCAUGUGCUUUAGAUGACGUAUAUUUUUCAAACGUGCUGUAUCCGUUAGGCCAAAGCUCAGAGUGUCGAGGUCAACUUCAUGUUUUCACAAGGAAAAGAAAAAAGUGCUGGAAUAUUUUCAUGUAGCCACUUCGUAUGAUCGUUUCAAAAAAAUAUUUUGUAAUAUUUUUUUUUUAUAUUCUACUCGAUGUUUUUGUAUAGAAACAGUUUCAUGUUCUACUUUAUAAUUUUUAGUCAAAGUUGUAUUGUGUACCACUUGGAUUUAUUUUUUAAAUAAAUUUUCUCCUCCGCAUGUAAA
Messenger RNA from Solea solea (common sole), 1889 nucleotides. It is a transcript of the gene rp2, whose product is annotated as RP2 activator of ARL3 GTPase. Gene Ontology annotation, cellular component: periciliary membrane compartment; cilium. The record is from RefSeq and is a predicted model, not a curated record. The transcript is spliced from 5 exons. Gene Ontology annotation, molecular function: GTPase activator activity. Bases 136 to 1248 code for a protein of 370 amino acids. Lineage: Eukaryota; Metazoa; Chordata; Actinopteri; Pleuronectiformes; Soleidae. Gene Ontology annotation, biological process: post-Golgi vesicle-mediated transport.